AUGACGGCCCCGACACCGGGAGGUUCGGUGCUGAUCGCCAUUUCACCGGUGGAAGACAGCCUCGACGUUCAAAUGCUGCAUGAAGCCCUCGUUCCGCUGGGCGGCGCUGUUGUGACCGAUCCUGAGAUAGAUCUGCAGCCUAACCUCCUCAGACGUGAAGUUCUUGCCAAGAUUCCAGCAGGCAGCAAUCCCGCUGUGUUAUCGGAAUACUCCGUUCGGAAGAUCGAUGUCUCAUGCAAGAACACGAGAGUUACGGCUACAUCUGCUUCGGCAGAAGACCAUGAUUCAAAUGCCUCAAUUAGAGGUGGCGUGCACAGUAGCGUGUCGGCGGUGGAAUCACCGGGUUCUGAGGGUUUGAUACAUGACAAUGACGUCAAGGCAACUUUAUCUGAGAAUGGCCACAUCGAAAGCCACAUUGCGCCCAUCGAAAUGACGCAUUCUCCACCAAAACUCACUGCAGCUGAUGGCCAGAUGUCUUAUGUCGAACCAGUCAAACCUGAGCCCGCAGCUGACGUCGCCACGAGUCCAACGACUAAAGCAGAACCAUCGAACAAUGAAGGAGCCAAUGUCGCCUGUGAAUGGAUUCCAGCAUUGAAACGUGAGCUGGAACGCGUCAAGCGUCUAAAGCCACUCCCCGGGGAUACGACGGUUAAGCACUGUUCACCUCAAGAUUUGAUUUGCUUCGUUUUGUACGCAGCUUUGUUGGCAGCUCUGUAUCCCUUGUUUUUCUAG
Messenger RNA from Babesia bigemina, 732 nucleotides. RefSeq lists its product as hypothetical. The record is from RefSeq and is a predicted model, not a curated record. The coding region runs from base 1 to 732 and encodes 243 amino acids. NCBI's taxonomy places the organism in Eukaryota, Apicomplexa, Aconoidasida, Piroplasmida, Babesiidae. The transcript is spliced from 4 exons.